Messenger RNA from Macroventuria anomochaeta, 1004 nucleotides. RefSeq lists its product as uncharacterized. Bases 44 to 883 code for a protein of 279 amino acids. NCBI's taxonomy places the organism in Eukaryota, Fungi, Ascomycota, Dothideomycetes, Pleosporales, Didymellaceae. The record is from RefSeq and is a predicted model, not a curated record. The transcript has a single exon.
GUCAGAAGAAACAGAGACUGUACGGCCUGAUGUUUCUCUCGUGAUGGCUUCGAACACACAUUCUGACUUGGAGGUCGUUGCACCAUCAGCGAACGAUACCUAUAAAUACCCGUACAAGUCUCCUGAACCGAUCCCCGCAUACUCCAACACCGCAUCAGACACGAAUAAGAUCGCGUACGAGAGCGCUACAUACGAGCGGCCAACCCCAGCAAGAAUAUGCGGCCUGCGCAAUAGAACGUUUUGGAUCGUGGUGAUAGCCGCAAUCGUAGUUGUCGCCGGUGCUGUAGGCGGAGGAAUUGGCGGCGCGCUCGCAUCACGGUCGUCAAGUAACUCCAAGAGCAGCAACAGCAACAGCAAUGUAGAAGCACCACAAUCCAGUGCGCAAUCAUCCUCAACAACACAAACGCCUACAUCAUCAACACCCACAUCGUCGACACAAAUCAUCUCAACGAGCACAAUCGUUGGCCCGACGAAUAGCCCAGAACCCACCCUCCUACGCGACUGCCCGUCCUCCAACAACUCCAUCUACUCCGUCACAUACGGCAGCACAAGCUACCAGUUCCGCAAAAUCUGCAACAACGCGUACCUCAACGUCAACGGCGUGUCGGCGCAAGUUCAAGGCGUGGUCAAGAGCCUCGACGACUGUAUCGAUAGGUGCGCAAUAUACAAUCGCAAUAACGCGACCGAAAUACAGGCGGGCCGCGAUCCCAUCUGUAACGCGGUGUGCUGGCGAAACACAUUUGAUAAGACGAAUGACUGGGAGGGAGGGCGUUGUUUUGGGUACACGACGCAGAACACAACAGUGAAUGGGCAGACGAGUUUCAGGAUCACGAACACAGCGGAUAUCUGCGACAGUGCGGCGUUGGUUAACCAGGAUUUUUGAGGCAGGGAGGAGAAAGAGCAGGUAUAGGCAUAGCGUUUACAUUCUGAUAGUCAAGUUUGCAAUGAUGAUUUGCUUACCAACAGCUUCCAGCAAUAAAGAGUAAUCAAGUACUCCAAGAGCU